AUGCCUCCAAAACGAAAAAUACGUAAUUUACCUAGAGUAAAUGAUAAAGAAAAAGUCAAUCAAAUGUCAUUUUUUGAACCAGUUUAUCAAAAUGAUAAUAUUCAAAUGAAUGAUGAUGAUGAUGAUGAUAAUGAAAGUGAUAGUGAAUUAUCAGUCAAUGAUAUAUCACAAAAAAAACUUCAACAAGAUAAAAAUAAACAUGAAUCAAAUGAAACAUUUGAUCAAGAUCAAUCAUCAGAAAUUUCAACAUCAAAAAUUGUUACUCGUAUAAAACAAAUUCAAAAUUCAAUUGAACAAGCAAAAACAAUGCUUCAAUCAAUGGAAAAAUUUAAACAUAUAGUUCCGGGAAGUCAAGAACAAUGUGAAAAACUUUAUAUUAUUAUUGAAAAUCUUGAAGAACAAGAAUCUGGUUAUGUUAAUUUACUUAAUUUAAUUACAUUAACCAACAAAGAAAAAGCAGAAUUAAUCGAAAAAAUUUCUACAACUCAUCGUCCUGUACCAACAAAUACUAAUAAUCAAUCAAAUGAUGAAAAUGAUGAUAUUGAUGAUGAAGUUGAUGAUAAUGAUGAAGAUGAAGAUGAGGAUGAUGAUCUAUCAUGUCGUCGUAAUAUUCGAUCUCCACUACGUCCACGUAUUGAAAGUAAAAUAGGUUUUACACCACAAUCAAUUAUUCCACCAACUCCAACAGUUCCACCAACAAUAAAUUCAUCAGAUAAUGAACAAAAUAAUCGUAAUGAUAAUUCAAAUUAUGAUUCACUUGUUGGUAGUCUUAAAAGUGAUACAAUUAAUUGGAAAGAUCCACAAUUAACAUCUGGUGAUGAAGCAAGUGAUGUUGAAAGUGAAAAAGAAAUUCAAAGAAAUUUAAUGCUACAAAAAGAACAACUUCGAGCUUUACAAGGUCAAAAACGUGCAUUACUUGCAUUAAAAAAACGUUCAGAACGACGUUUAAUCGAACAACAACAAUUAGUUAAUAAGAAAACUACUGAUAGAAAAGAAAAUUUAUCAGAAAAUGAUCUUUUAUCAGAUAUAAAUAAUCUACGUGAUCGAUUAAAAUUACUUCGAAAUCUUUACGAACAAAGACAUCAAGUUGAAGUACAAGAAAUUAAAAAUUCACCAAAAAAACAACCAACAUCAAGUGAAAAUCGUGUUAAAAAUUUAGAACAUGUUCGUGAACAAUUGAAUGAAUUAGAACAAAUUGUAACAUAUUAUCAACUAGAUUUAAUGAAUGAACACGAUGAAGAAACAACAGUUUAUGAAGAAACUUCUAUUCAACCUGAAGAUGCACAACGUUUAAAAAAACUUCUUAUACAAGAAAGACAAAAACCAAUAUCAAAUACAUCAAAUAAAAAUGAGAAUACUCCUAAACAACUUGAUAAAUUAUCUAGUGAAUUAACUGCUAAACGAUUAGAAUUAGAAGAAGCUAAAUCUGCAUUAAAUCGUCUUCAACAAAUGGUUAAAAAAAUUGAACCUGAUCAAUCUUCAUCAUCUACAUGUUCAACUCCAAAACAAUCAUCUCCUAUAAAACCAAUUAAUAAUAAUAAUAAUAAUAAUAAUAAUAAUUAUGAAUUCAAUACUAAUCAGUUUCAAUAUACUCCAAAAUCAUCUCAACAAAUACAAACAAUAAAUACAAAUGUUAAAACUUCACUUUUAUCAAGUAUUCUUUCACCUAAAUCAAUCGAACAACAAAAACCAACUACAACACGAAAUAGUUAUGCUGAUGCUAAAAUGGCUGCACAACAUCGUGAAAUUGAACGUUUAAUUGAAUCUCGUCAACGUUUACAUACAAUUAAAGAUCAAAUAGCAACAUUACAUCAAAGUAUGACAACACCACCAAUACAAUCAAAAAAAGAUUCAACAAAUGAAAUUCAACAUAAUAAUAAAUUUAAAACAAAUAUAAAUGAAUCAAAUAAACAAACAAAUACAUAUGAAGAUAAAUUAAGUAAUUCAAAAAAUCUUCGAUCACCUUAUACAUCUAAUAAUCAAGAAGAAGAAGAUAAUAAUAAUAACGAUGAUGAUGAUUCAGAAUUAUAUCAAUUUGAAUGUGAAUCAGGCGAUGGCGAAGAAAUUAAUGAUGAUGAUGAUGAUGAUACAGAUGAAGAAAUUCAAUCUCGAAUAAAACAAGGAAAUUUUCAUGCACCUGAAGAUAUUGUUGCUGAACAUGAACAAAAUAUAUUAAAUAAAAAAAUUGAUUCAACUGAUGAAUUAAGUAUACAAAUGCGUGAAAUAUGUCGUUGUUUAUCAACAUUUAUUCAAGAACAAAAAUCAUUUAAUCAACAUAUUGAAGAACAUCUUAAAGUUGUUACAAAUAAUUCAUCAAAUUCAUUAUCAUUAUCAAAUAUAAAUGAUCCAAUAUUUAAUCAACUUCAACAACAAGUUCUUACACAAGGUCUUAUUGUUAAUUUAAAUACAGCUUAUCGUGAAAUAGCUAUAUUACAAUCAGAAAUAAAUACAUUACAAUCAGAAAAUAAUCGUUUAUCAUCAUCAUCAUCAACACAUGAUAAUCAAUUUAAUUAUAAAUCACAUUUAUAUUCAAGAGAUAAUUCAAAAGAUUCAAUUUAUAGUUUAGAUCAAAUUAAACCUACACGUUCAAGAUUUGAUGAACAUAUUCAACAAGAUAAUCGUAUAUUAACAACAAAUAAUAAAUUUGAAAAUUCAAGUAAAACAUCAUUUAAUAGUCAAAGUACUGGACAACAAACAGCUAUUCAUUUAACAGAAAAUAAUAUGGAAAGAACACCUGUUAAACAUGAAAGAAAUGUAUUUUCUGGUAGACGUAUAUCACCAUCAAAACCAAUUCAUUUACGUUCAAAACCAUUAUCAAAUGAAUAUGAAACUUCAUCAAAUCAUCAUCAUCAUCAUCGUAAUUCAACAAAAGAAAAUGUUUCAAAAUCAUUUAUUAUUCAUCGACGACCAAUAUCAAAUGAUAAUGAAAAUAAUUUUCUUAAAUCUCAAUUAUUUAAUUAUGAUCAAAAAUUACAACAAAAUACAUUUGAUGAUGAUGAUUAUAGUGAAAAUGAACAACAAAAAAAUAAUCUUUCAACAAAUAUAUUUAAUAUUCAACCAUCAACUUAUUAUACAACAGCAACAACACUUCAUAAUUUUGAUAAUAUUGAUAUGCAAAAACUUCAUGAUCAAAUUAAAAUAGUAAUGGGUCAAUUAAUUCCAUUUAUGAGAUUACAUGUCAAUGAUAUAUGUAAUCAAUCAAUUCUUAAUCAUAUUCGUGAUAAUAUUAUAUUUUCAUUUAAACAACAACCUGAUACUGCUCAAUUAAUACGUAAUUUUCAAAAUCAAUUUUCUGAAUCACUUGAAAAAACAAUUGAAAAAUAUUGUGGAACAAUUAUUCGUGAAUGUGCUAAUGAUCUUAUGCGUGAUAUAUCUGAUAUUACUUUUGAUGAAUUAAUUAAAUAUAAAAUCUAUCAAAAUACAAAUAAUGUUCAAACAACAAAUAUUAAUGAACAAAUAACACAACCAUUAAUUAAACAACAAGAUGAUUAUACAAAUUUGUAUGAAUCAUCAGUUCGACAUUAUACACAACAAACAUCAGCAGUUGAUGAUGGAGAAAAUGAUAAUAAAUAUCAAAUUGAAUUAGCCGAAUCAGAAGAUCGACCAUUAACACUGUAUGUAUGA
Molecule: messenger RNA, 3624 nt
Organism: Rotaria sordida
Lineage: Eukaryota; Metazoa; Rotifera; Eurotatoria; Philodinida; Philodinidae
Source: the annotation of a GenBank genome assembly